Messenger RNA from Stegodyphus dumicola, 1359 nucleotides. RefSeq names its product peroxynitrite isomerase THAP4-like. Gene Ontology annotation, biological process: regulation of transcription by RNA polymerase II. Lineage: Eukaryota; Metazoa; Arthropoda; Arachnida; Araneae; Eresidae. Gene Ontology annotation, cellular component: nucleus. The record is from RefSeq and is a predicted model, not a curated record. Gene Ontology annotation, molecular function: RNA polymerase II cis-regulatory region sequence-specific DNA binding; DNA-binding transcription factor activity.
UCCGACCUAAUUUUUAGAAAAAUGGGUGGUUGUGCUGCACCAAAUUGUUCGAAUCAGUCUAAAAAUAACUUUAGGAUGUUUCGUUUCCCUAGAAAUGAAGAAAGACGAAGAAAAUGGAUAGUUAAUUCUCGUCGAGAUCAAUGGAUCCCGGGCCCAGGAGCGUAUCUUUGUGAGGUACAUUUUGAAGAAAAUCAAUUUGAAUGCUCUAGGCAAGAUGGGCGUAAAAAACUCAAGCCCAAUGCUGUGCCAACUCUUUUCAAUGUGCCUAAUCCCCCACAACUGUUGACCCCACAGCGUCUAAAAGGCAUUGGUUUACCAAAGCACCGUUCAGUUACAUCCAAUUUUUGUAAUGGUGGCUUGCUGCACGGUUUACCUUUAUCAACUGAAGCGAUUUCUGUUGCUGAACCAUCUGUUGUUCAUUUGCCACAACCUUCAGCUUCAUAUUUUGGAGAAAUAAAUUUUGCUGCCGAAGUAUCUGAUGUUUGUUUGCAAGAACAAGCUUCAACUUCAUCUUGUGAUAAAAUGCCAUCUAUUUGUGAAGGAUCUCAUGUUUGUUUGCAAGAACAGCCUUUAGCCUCAUUUUGCAAUGAAAUACCAUCUAUUUGUGAAGGCUCUGAUGAUGUUCUUUUAAAGAAUUUUAUAAAACAGCAGACUGAAUUGAUCUCGCUUCUGCAAUGCCAGAACAAAAUAUUACUGAAAGAACUUACAGCAACCAAAAAAAAAAAAAAAAAAAACACUUUAAAUAAAAGACUUCAAGGUCUUGAAAUGAAUUUUGGAGUCAUCAGUGAGAUGAUUGAACCUUUGAAAAUUAAAGGAGAAAAAAUGAAUGCUAGUGAUAAAGACUGUAUUUUAUCAUUGGAUGAAAUGGAGAUUUCUGGCAAUCCUGAUUUUGAUAUUUCAAAACGUAAAUUUAUUGGUAAAUGUACAUUAGGAAAUCAAAAGGGUACAGGAAAUCACUAUUUAGUUAUUUUACUAAGAGGUUUGAAGCUGAAAUGGAAGCAAGUGGUUGCCCAUGAGAUAACUGGACAGGUAACAGGAUGCCAGCUCAAACAACUUGUUGUCAAUGUUAUCGAAGCUGUCAAUUCUGUUGGAUUUAAUGUUGCUGAUGUGCCACAUCUUUUAAAAAAUCUCUGGUCUGCAACUCUUAAUCAUAGUAUAAAACUGCCCAGUUAUGUUUGCAAUAAAGAAAAUUUGGUUACUUUGCAUGUAUCUGCAGGAUUUAUAAAAGAUAUCUGGAUUACUGAAACAAACCAAAAUUGUGGUUUGAGAACUAUGCAUCAUCUCAGCAAAGAAGACCUCUUCCCCUCACAUUUUGAUAAAAUGAAUGUUGCUUCUGCUGUGAGGUUUUUUUCCAAUUAA